AAACAGCAAUGGUUGUGUCGCCGCCAUGAGUGUCUACAUUGAUGGGCUAUUUAGAAUUCAAGAAUUUUGUUACCGUUAUUUAUUUAGUUUUAUGUUGAAUAAUGUACGCAAAUAAGGAAAUAACGAUCGAUUUUAUUUUGGUAAGAAUUUGUUGCCAGUAAAGCAUCAAAUAAGUGAAAGUUUGUGGAAAUGCCCUCGGGCAUAUAUAAAGCCUGCUGCUAUGUCGUAGAAAUCGCGGGUUUCAUUGUCUUGACAACCACGUGUUUGAUAUGACAGUUUCCUCUGUAUUAAUGUACUUGUAAUGCCAAAACAUUACAUAUGCAAGUGAAAGAUAUUUUCAAAUUGAACUAGCCGGCUUGGCGAGUGAAGUGAUGCUGUUGGAAGGUUUCUGGAAGUUAAAAUGGAUUCGGAAUUUGUUGACGGCUGGACCAUAGCUCAAACUCUGGGUGAAGGAGCAUUUGGAGAGGUGAAACUACUGUUGAACCGCAGCACGGGCGAUGCAGUGGCAAUGAAAACCGUGGAUCUGGAAAAGCACCCGGAUGCAAGAACGUCCAUGCGCAAAGAAGUGGUGAUCCAUCGCAUCCUGACCAACCCACACAUCAUCCGCUACUUCGGGCAGCGUCGCGAGGGGAACAUAGAGUACAUAUUCCUGGAGUAUGCUGCGGGCGGCGAGCUGUUCGACAAGAUAGAACCGGAUGUGGGAAUGCCUCCUAGAGAAGCCCAGAAGUACUUCGCCCAACUUUUAUCUGGCGUGGAAUACUUACACAGCCGAGGCGUGGCGCACCGGGAUCUCAAACCAGAGAACCUGCUCCUGGAUGAUCACGACAACCUGAAGAUUUCGGACUUCGGUCUGGCGACCAUGUUCAGGAUGCACGGCAAAGAGCGCCUGCUGGACAAGCGCUGCGGCACUCUGCCGUACGUGUCUCCCGAGGUGCUGACGAGGCCGUACAGCGCGGAGCCGGCCGACGUGUGGUCCUGUGGGGUCAUACUGGUGGCCAUGCUGGCGGGAGAGCUGCCGUGGGACCAGCCGACGACUGACUGCCCGGAGUACGCUGCGUGGAAGGAGAACCGCUACCUGCACAUCACCCCCUGGAGCAAGCUGGAGCCCGUGGUGCUGUCCCUGGUCAGGAAGAUCCUGGUGCCCUACCCCUCCUCGCGCUACUCCAUCCUCCGCAUCAAGGCCCACGGCUGGUGUCGCAAGAGGUUCUCCGCUCAGUUCGGUGCGAGGAACUACGAGCCGGGGGCCAAGCGCGCGUGCCCGGGCGUGGGCUCCUCCCCGCCCGUCUGCCACUCGCAGCCCGAGCCCCAGGACUGCGGGCGGGACCCGGAGCCGGCGGGCGAGGGGGUGCCCUUCUCGUUCUCGCAGCCGGCCGCGCUGGACCACCUGCUGCUCAGCUCGCAGUUCAACUGCACCCAGACCUCGACGCAGCCCGGGCAGCCCGCCUACCAGAAGCUGGUGAAGCGCAUGACCAGGUUCUUCGUGCGGGUGUCGUGUGAGGAGGUGAGCAGGCAGCUGUGCCAGGUCCUGGAGAAGAACGCCUGCUCCUGGAAGGUGCACACCGUGAACAUGAUCACCGCCACGUCGCAGGACAAGCGCAAGAUGCUGCUGGUGUUCAAGGCCAUGAUCCUGGACAUGGACGGCCAGACGCUGGUGGACCUGCGCCUGUCCAAGGGCUGCGGGCUGGAGUUCAAGCGCAAGUUCCUGCGCAUCAGGGAGGGGCUGGGCGACGUGGUGCUCAAGGGCCCCGUCAUGUGGCCCAUCGCCAAGGCCACGCACUCCCUGCCCUAGGCCCCCGAUUCCGUUCAUUUCCCAAAAAAAAAAAAAAUUAUUUUUACCAAAACUGCUUAAACUUGAAGUGGGGGUUUCCCAUUAUAAUUACAAACUUUUAUCUUGUUACUGGGAACGGCUUAUUGGAAAACAUGUACGCUCUGCCUGAACUGCGUCACUUAACGCCACUUCAGUCGGGGCAUCCCUGAACCUCUGUACAGGCUGUUAACAUGAGAGAGGAUAAGACUUGGAAUGCGGUAUUAGGAAGUACGUAUUUUUUUAACUAGUGGAAUAUAAAAGAAUUCUUGCAAGAAGUACAUAAAAUUGAACAAAUGUGCUGUGUUUUUUG
Bacillus rossius redtenbacheri is the source of this 2117-nucleotide messenger RNA. It is a transcript of the gene grp, whose product is annotated as serine/threonine-protein kinase grp. Gene Ontology annotation, biological process: protein phosphorylation; DNA damage checkpoint signaling. Bases 401 to 1789 code for a protein of 462 amino acids. The record is from RefSeq and is a predicted model, not a curated record. The transcript has 10 exons. Gene Ontology annotation, cellular component: cytoplasm. NCBI's taxonomy places the organism in Eukaryota, Metazoa, Arthropoda, Insecta, Phasmatodea, Bacillidae. Gene Ontology annotation, molecular function: ATP binding; protein serine/threonine kinase activity.